CGUGUUCGUAAAUACAGUUUGCUUUGGUUAUUUUACAUUAUAAUUUUAUUCCAGACCUUGAUUAUUCUUUUUUACAGUUUUCCGUCUGUUUACCUUAUUCAGACUUAAGCCUAAAUAAAUUUUACAAUUUGUUAAAACCAUUAAGUUAUUAAACCAGUUCUUCAUGAAGAUGACCUAGGCCUAGUAUGAGAAAUAAAUACUCAACUAUUUUAACUCAAACACAUUUUCUCAGGGAAACAUUAUUUUAGUAACAUAAAGACCUUUAUAUUUCCUAUGCUUCAUUGUAUUACUUUUAUGUACCACUGAUAAGCCUAGCUGUUGCACAAAAAUGUCUUCAAGGCCUGUAAUCAAGAAAUUGGAUGAAACGGUUGUCAAUAGAAUUGCAGCUGGAGAAGUAAUACAAAGACCUGCCAACGCAGUUAAAGAAUUACUUGAAAACAGCUUGGAUGCAAAAUCAACCAAUAUUCAAAUUACUCUCAAAGGGGGUGGGCUGAAAUUACUGCAGAUUCAAGACAAUGGAUGCGGGAUCAGAAAGGAAGACAUGGAGAUUGUUUGUGAACGUUUCACCACCAGUAAACUGGUCCAGUUUGAAGACCUUAACUCCAUCGCAACAUUUGGUUUCCGAGGAGAAGCAUUGGCCAGUGUCAGUCAUGUUGCUCAUCUUACCAUCAUCACAAAGACUGAAGACCAGCCUUGUGCUUACAAAGCUUCAUAUGAAGAUGGAAAGCUAAAAGGAGCUGUGAAAGCCUGUGCUGGAAACCAAGGCACUCAAAUAACAGUAGAAGACUUGUUUUUCAACGUUUCAACUCGACGGAAAGCUUUAAAAAGCCCUUCUGAAGAGCAUGCUAGAGUUUUGGAUGUGGUAAGCCGUUAUGCAGUGCACAAUCCAAAAGUGGGAUUCACCCUUAAAAAGCAGGGAGAAGGGUUGGUUGACUUAAGAACGGAACCAGACUCUACCCACAAGGACAACAUUCGGAUCAUCUAUGGAAACAAUAUCACAAGAGAGCUUCUAGAGAUCAAUACAGAAGACGAAGGUCUCCAACUGAAAGUCAGUGGAUACAUUUCCAAUGUUAAUUUCUCAACAAAGAAACCAAUAUUUCUACUCUUUAUCAACAACAGACUAGUAGACUCAUCAGCAAUCCGCAAAUCGUUGGAUUCGGUUUACGGACUUUACUUACCCAAAGGCUCACACCCUUUCAUUUACUUAAGUUUAUUUAUGAAUCCUCGAAACUUAGACGUGAAUGUUCAUCCGACAAAGCAUGAAGUUAAUUUUCUGCAUGAGGAAGCAGUUAUUGAAAGAAUCAAAAAAGAAGUGGAGAAAAUGCUCUUGGGUGCUAACACAUCUCGGACAUUCUUUACUCAGGCUAGAUUGCCUGAUCUGCCUGAAGUUAUAAAGGCUAAUGACAAAGCUCCAACUGUCUCGGCCAACAAGCUGGUGAGGACAGACAGUACCGCUCAGAAACUAGACAAAUUCUUUCCGAGCCAGAGUGCUAAAACUGUCAAGAGCCCUGACACCCCUACCAGUUCUGCUAACAGGAGAGACAUUCAGUUGACCAGUGUGUUGAGUCUGAGGAGGGAGGUGGAGGAAGGAGUACAUAUGGGUCUGAGGGAGAUCAUGUCCAACCACACGAGAGACAUUCAGUUGACCAUUGUGUUGAGUCUGAGGAGGGAGGUGGAGGAAGGAGUACACAUGGGUCUGAGGGAGAUCAUGUCCAACCACACGAGAGACAUUCAGUUGACCAGUGUGUUGAUUCUGAGGAGGGUGGUGGUGGAUGGAGUACACAUGGGUCUGAGGGAGAUCAUGUCCAACCACACGAGAGACAUUCAGUUGACCAGUGUGUUGAGUCUGAGGAGGGAGGUGGAGGAUGGAGUACACAUUGGUCUGAGGGAGAUCAUGUCCAACCACACGAGAGACAUUCAGUUGACCAGUGUGUUGAUUCUGAGGAGGGUGGUGGUGGAUGGAGUACACAUGGGUCUGAGGGAGAUCAUGUCCAACCACACGAGAGACAUUCAGUUGACCAGUGUGUUGAGUCUGAGGAGGGAGGUGGAGGAUGGAGUACACAUUGGUCUGAGGGAGAUCAUGUCCAACCACACGAGAGACAUUCAGUUGACCAGUGUGUUGAUUCUGAGGAGGGUGGUGGUGGAUGGAGUACACAUGGGUCUGAGGGAGAUCAUGUCCAACCACACGAGAGACAUUCAGUUGACCAGUGUGUUGAUUCUGAGGAGGGUGGUGGUGGAUGGAGUACACAUGGGUCUGAGGGAGAUCAUGUCCAACCACACGAGAGACAUUCAGUUGACCAGUGUGUUGAGUCUGAGGAGGGUGGUGGAGGAAGGAGUACACAUGGGUCUGAGGGAGAUCAUGUCCAACCACACGAGAGACAUUCAGUUGACCAGUGUGUUGAGUCUGAGGAGGGAGGUGGAGGAAGGAGUACACAUGGGUCUGAGGGAGAUCAUGUCCAACCACACGAGAGACAUUCAGUUGACCAGUGUGUUGAGUCUGAGGAGGGUGGUGGAGGAAGGAGUACACAUGGGUCUGAGGGAGAUCAUGUCCAACCACACGAGAGACAUUCAGUUGACCAGUGUGUUGAGUCUGAGGAGGGUGGUGGAGGAAGGAGUACACAUGGGUCUGAGGGAGAUCAUGUCCAACCACACGAGAGACAUUCAGUUGACCAGUGUGUUGAGUCUGAGGAGGGUGGUGGAGGAAGGAGUACACAUGGGUCUGAGGGAGAUCAUGUCCAACCACACGAGAGACAUUCAGUUGACCAGUGUGUUGAGUCUGAGGAGGGAGGUGGAGGAAGGAGUACACAUGGGUUUGAGGGAGAUCAUGUCCAACCACACGUUUGUGGGCUGUGUAGACCGUGAGAGAGCGCUGUUACAGCACGAGACCAGUCUGUACAUGAGCAACACCAGAUCUCUUGCGGAAGAGAUGUUUUACCAAAUUAUGCUUUACGAAUUUGCUAAUUUUGGCGUGAUUAAAUUCAAGGAGCCUCUACCUCUGCAGGAGUUGUGUCAGCUGGCCCUAGACAGCCCCCAGGCAGGCUGGGAGCCGAGUCAUGGUGACAAGUCUCAGCUGGCCUCGGAGGCCGCCACUUUGCUGUCAUCACGCUCUGACAUGCUGCAGGACUACUUCUCACUGGACAUCAACAGCAAUGCUGCACUGUGCGCUAUACCCAUGCUGUUGGUGAACUAUAUCCCAGACUUGGGGCAGUUGCCAAUGUACGUGUUGAAACUUGCUUGUGAUGUCAACUGGAACGAUGAACAACUUUGUUUCAAAACAUUCUGUAGACAAACGGCAAAAUUCUACAGCAAACUACCACAAGCACCCUUGGAUGAGAAGUCUAAGGGUGAUGACUGGGCGUGGACUGUAGAACAUGUUAUAUAUCCAACACUCAAGUCAAGUUUUCUGCCUCCAAGGAAGUUUGCAGAAGAUAAAACCAUCAUGCAGGUCGCUUCCCUACCAGAACUGUAUAAAGUGUUUGAAAGAUGUUAAAAUAUCGGAAUCUGAUCUCUUAAGUUAAUGGCUACAGUAAAUGCACUUAAAAAAAAUUAAAUGUGAUGUCCGAAAUAAAUAUCAUGUAAA
This is a messenger RNA of Macrosteles quadrilineatus (aster leafhopper), 3580 nucleotides long. RefSeq names its product DNA mismatch repair protein Mlh1-like. The coding region runs from base 329 to 3490 and encodes 1053 amino acids. The transcript is spliced from 26 exons. NCBI's taxonomy places the organism in Eukaryota, Metazoa, Arthropoda, Insecta, Hemiptera, Cicadellidae. Gene Ontology annotation, cellular component: MutLalpha complex. The record is from RefSeq and is a predicted model, not a curated record. Gene Ontology annotation, molecular function: ATP-dependent DNA damage sensor activity; ATP hydrolysis activity; ATP binding. Gene Ontology annotation, biological process: mismatch repair.